This is a messenger RNA of Fusarium vanettenii 77-13-4, 1313 nucleotides long. RefSeq lists its product as uncharacterized. The coding region runs from base 125 to 1075 and encodes 316 amino acids. Gene Ontology annotation, biological process: rescue of stalled cytosolic ribosome; positive regulation of protein phosphorylation. Gene Ontology annotation, molecular function: ribosome binding; translation regulator activity; protein kinase C binding. Lineage: Eukaryota; Fungi; Ascomycota; Sordariomycetes; Hypocreales; Nectriaceae. The record is from RefSeq and is a predicted model, not a curated record. Gene Ontology annotation, cellular component: nucleus; cytosol. The transcript is spliced from 5 exons.
CAAUUUCUGCCGGCGAAGCCUUCCAAGAUCCGACCAGGCCUAGGAUUUGCAGAGCAGCCCUUGACUUCUCUCUUUCUUCUCCCUCACGCACCCUGAUCCUCUGCAUCGCCUCGUCACCGCAACAAUGGCCGAACAAUUGAUCCUCAAGGGCACUCUCGAGGGCCACAAUGGCUGGGUCACCAGCUUGGCUACCUCCAUGGAGAACCCCAACAUGCUCCUGUCUGGCUCCCGAGACAAGACUCUGAUCAUCUGGAACCUCACCCGCGAUGAGACUCAAUACGGUUACCCCAAGCGAUCUCUUCACGGCCACUCCCACAUCGUCUCCGACUGUGUCAUCUCCUCCGAUGGCGCCUACGCUCUGUCUGCCUCUUGGGACAAGACCCUGCGUCUGUGGGAGCUCGCCACUGGCACCACCACCCGACGAUUCGUUGGCCACACCAACGACGUCCUCUCCGUCAGCUUCUCUGCCGACAACCGCCAGAUCGUCUCCGGCUCUCGCGACCGAACCAUCAAGCUCUGGAACACCCUCGGUGACUGCAAGUACACCAUCUCCGAGAAGGGCCACACCGAGUGGGUUUCUUGCGUCCGCUUCAGCCCCAACCCCCAGAACCCUGUCAUUGUCUCCAGCGGCUGGGACAAGCUCGUCAAGGUUUGGGAGCUCUCCACCUGCAAGCUCCAGACUGACCACAUCGGCCACACUGGCUACAUCAACACCGUCACCAUCUCUCCCGACGGUUCCCUCUGCGCCUCCGGUGGCAAGGACGGCACCACCAUGCUCUGGGACCUUAACGAGUCCAAGCACCUCUACUCCCUCAACGCCAACGACGAGAUCCACGCUCUCGUCUUCUCCCCCAACCGAUACUGGCUCUGCGCUGCCACUGCCAGCAGCAUCAUCAUCUUCGAUCUUGAGAAGAAGAGCAAGGUUGAUGAGCUCAAGCCCGAGUUCCCCGACACUGGCAAGAAGAGCCGGGAGCCCGAGUGUGUCAGCUUGGCCUGGUCCGCUGAUGGCCAGACUCUGUUCGCUGGUUACACUGACAACAUCAUCCGUGCCUGGGGUGUCAUGUCGAGGGCAUAAAUUUGCUCUUACCCUAAAAAAGGAGCGUGGUGACGAGGCCGGAGGCGAGCGGAAGAAGGUAGAUCAUUGGUGGGGCGUCAAAUGGUUGGCUUCCUCGUUUGGUCUUUAUUGAUGCAAAGGAAGGGGGGGCGACUCAAAUCUGACGAGGGCAUCACGCAUUUGCUGGUUAUAAGCAGCCCCUGAAAGUACCGGGAUUCAUCCUUUUGUUCUCCAAUAAAGAACUCGAGUUUAAAACAUG